AUGCCGACUGUCUUUAUGGCGGAGUUGGUGCGUAAGAAGACAGCACAGACACUGCGUGAGUUGCUGCCGCAUGUUGUUGCUGCUCGUUCUGAACCCCUUGCAGCAGCAGCAACAGCAGCAGCUGCUGCUGCUGCUGCGAGGAGCAGCGCGAGCAGCAGCAGCAGCAAGGGAGACGAGACGCUGCUGCUCCCGCUGCAGUGGUCAGACACAAAGUGGCUGGAAUCUAUCAGCUGGUGCAUGCGGCCCCUUGCAGCAGAAGCAGCAGCAGCAGCAGCAGCAGCAGCAGAAGCAGCUGCUGCUCGCGCUGCUCCUCGCAGCAGCAGCAGCAAGGGAGAGGAGACGCUGCUGCUCCCGCUGCAGUGGUCAGACACAAAGUGGCUGGAAUCUAUCAGCUGGUGCAUGCGGAGACACCUGAACUCACAGCGAGCUGCGGGGGCCCUCAAGGCGGGGCUGCUGCAGGAGCUGACGGGGCCCCUGCAGUUUGAGCCUGCAGCAGCAGCUGCUGCAGUGGAUGCUGCUGUUGCUGCGUUGCUGAGUGUACAUACGCAGCAGCCGCAGCAGCCGAAACAACUGCAGCAACACCAGCACCAGCAGCAGCAGCAGCAGCAGCAGCAGCAGCAGAAGCAGCAGCAGAAGCAGCAGCAGCAGACAGAAGCUGCUGCGAUGCAGCAACUGCUAGAGAGCUGCCAAGACUUCAUUGCCCUCAACACAACAGACGAGGGGUUGCUGCCGCCUCACUUCUCCCCAGCAGGAAAACAGAUUGAGAUUCGGUGUCAGGUGGAUGCAUCGCAGCAGCAGCAGCAGCAGCAGCAGCAGCAGAAAGAGCAGCAGCAGCAGCAGCAGCAGCAGCAGCAGAAACUGCAGCAGGACGAUGAAAAACGCACACAGGAAACACUACAGAAGGAGAAAGAUAGAUUUGUUGCUGCACUGAAUACACUCAUCAAUAAAUACAAAAAGGAGACAGCUGGUGAUGCUCUGCUGCAGCUCGCAGGGGCCCUGAGUUCUCUCUGUCACAACACGGGGCUGCAUGCAGUUGCUGCUGAUAUCCUCCAGCAGCAGCAGCAGCAGCAGCAGCAGCAGCAGCAGAAAGAGGGGCAAGCAACAGCAGCAGCAACAGCUGUUGUAUUGUCUGAUGCAUGUGCUGCUGUUGCAGCAGCAGCAGCAGAUAUAGUCGGAGCAGCAGAAGACAGAGACAGACGCUGUCUCCUGCAGCUGCUGGGGGCCCCACAACACUUCACUGAUGCAGCAGUGCUGCUGCAUGCAGAAGAGAUAAAGAAACAGGAGAUAGAGGCAGCGGAGAGUCUCCUCGACUGUCACCCCACACGCUUGUCUGUGUCUGCUGCUGCGGGCCCCAACACAGAAAAAAAAGAACAUAUGUUGUCUUUGGGUUUUUAUUUACAACUCCCCCUCGAUGCUGCUACUGUCUCCUCUCUAGACAGCUGUCUCCUCUCGUCUCUGGGGGCAGAAUGCAUGCAACCAAAGCCCCAAAAAAGUAGUAAUAUAUCUCCUCCUCAUCACCACCAAACCCUCAUACUACAUAUUCUCUCGCCGCCGGGGGCCCUGUACCCUCUUGAGCCUCCUGUAGUAUGGGUGGGUGUAGGGGGGCCCCCCUCAAAGGGGGCCCCCUCAGGGGGGGCCCCCCUGCUGCAGCACGAACCCUCUCCUUACAGUGCUGCUGCUGGGGCCAUUCUGUGUGGUGCUUUUGCUGCUCACAACUCAGUUCGUCUCGCGCGUCCGCUGCAGCAGCUGCGUGCGAGUGUAUUGCCUCUUAGAGAGGAGGGGGGCCCCCCCGGGGGGCCCCCAGAGGGCCCUGGGGGCCCCCCAGCCCCGGGGCCAGGAGGGAUGGUGGGCCCCAAGCUGCUGAGUGUACUCGCGUCGCCUGCAUGCGAAACCACUAUCUCAGAUGUUGCUGCGCUGCUGCAUGCAGCCUGGCAGCUGGAGGCCCACUUCGAUGAGCUGCUGGCUAAGGAACCCGAGGGGCCCCGCGGGAUGCAUGCACGGUGGGUAGCGGCGGCGACGGGGGCCCCCUCCUCCCCCUUGUCUCCUGCAGCAGCAGCAGAACCACCAGCAGCACCAGCAGCAGCAGCAGCAGCAGCAGCAGCAGCAGCAGGAGGAACAGGUAAGAAGGAGACAGCAGCAGGUAUUGAACAGGAGGAGGAUAGACGACAGCAGCAAGACGGAAAAAGGGGGGGGGGCCCCAGGGUACAGCGUGAUGGUGUCUGGGAAAACGACUCAGCUGCCGCGCAUGUUACUGGAGGCAGCAGCACACAUCGCACUGCAGCAGCACACCUCCAACAGCAGCAGCAGCAGCAGCAGGAGCAGCAGCAGCAGCAGCAGCAGCAGCAGUAUAAGCAGAGAGAAGUUUCCUGCUUAUAUAGUUUCGCGCUAGACAAAGUCUCCGUGGUGGUGGUCGAUGAGCUGAAGGUGGUGGUGAUGAGCGCGUCUCUGGCGGUGGAGCAUUUUGCUUCUUACUUUCUUCCUGAGCGGCUGGUGACGCUGCAGAGCCACUGCAGCAGCAUGAGCCAGCAGCAGCGGCAGCAGCUGCUGUGGCAGCAGCAGCAGCAACGUUUGCUGCUCGAGGAGACAGGGAAAGGAGACAGCAGCGUAGAAGUUCUGAAGGUGCAGCAGCAGCAGCAGCAGCAGCAGCAGAAACGAGAUACAAAGGGGCAAAGCCUGCAGCAGCAAAGACAGAGUGGCGUGAGCAGCAACAGGAUAAUUUUUCUUGUUCUGGUUCUGCGGGUACAGACACAGCAGCAGCAGCAGCAGCAGCAGCAGCAGCAGCAGCAGCAGGAAUACCAUCUGCUGCAGCGUCUAGAGGGGGCAACAGACAGAGACAGCAGCAGCAGCAGCAGCAGCAGCAGCAGCAGCAGCAGCAGCAGCAGCAGCAGAAGGGGACAGCAAUCAUUGUCUUCUGCAGCGGGGUCGGUGAAGUCUCAGCUGUAUGUCGAGCUAUAG
Messenger RNA from Eimeria mitis, 2955 nucleotides. RefSeq lists its product as uncharacterized. The record is from RefSeq and is a predicted model, not a curated record. Bases 1 to 2955 code for a protein of 984 amino acids. The transcript has 8 exons. NCBI's taxonomy places the organism in Eukaryota, Apicomplexa, Conoidasida, Eucoccidiorida, Eimeriidae.